This is a messenger RNA of Paramecium tetraurelia, 1951 nucleotides long. RefSeq lists its product as uncharacterized. The transcript is spliced from 2 exons. Lineage: Eukaryota; Ciliophora; Oligohymenophorea; Peniculida; Parameciidae. The record is from RefSeq and is a predicted model, not a curated record.
AUGUAUUCAUCCAUUCGAGAAUCCCCUCAAAGACAUGACACAAGGUCUUUUGUCCAAGAAAUUGAGUUCUUAAAGGCUAAGUGCCAGGAAUUGGAAACAGAGAAUAGAUUGCUAUUCGAAGAACAAUAAUAAUUAUAAAGAAGAGCCCAUGACAUAGUAACGAAUGACUCUAACGUUGAAUCCUACAUCAAAGAAAACAAUAUGUUGUAGACUGAGAAUGAGAAACUUAUCAAGUUAUCCCGACAGAGAAAAACUGACGCGGACUUAUGGAAAUCCAAAUAUGAAAAUCAAUUGCAAUAGAUUUUAUAAAUGAAAUCCAAUUAUGAAUUCGAAAUAAAGCAACUAAAUGCUGAAUUAUAGAAGCUAGGGGCUGUUCUAUCACAAGCAGAAGCAGAAAGAUAAAGACAAUUGGUUGGCAUAUCCGGUCAAAUAGAGAGUUAAUCUAAUUAAGAUUUCGAGAAUCUCAAGAAGGCCACUAAUUUACAAAUAGAAAUAAGUGAGAGUUAGAUUAGAAAACUACGAGAUCAUAUUGAUGAACAAAAUAAUGAAAUCAGUGAUCUUCAAUAGAAAAUAUUAAGAUAAAAAACUGAGGAUGACAUCUAAAUAGAGAGAUUGCUUAAGGAAAAUGAGUUACUUAGAGUCAAAAUUCAUCAAUAAGAAUCAGAGAAGUAAAGAGAACUAGAACACAUGAAUGACAAUCUCAACAAUUUCUCAUAGUAAUAGAUUCAAUUGUUGAAACAUGAAUUCGCUAGAUAAUCAGAUGUCUAACAAUCUGAAAUAGAUAAACUUAAAGGUCUACUUGAAAUUAAGAAUGCUGAAAUAGAAACAUUACUUGGAUAAAAUGCUAAAAAUAAGUAAAUGUUUGAGGAUUAAAUCAAUGAUUUGAGAACUGAAAUCUAAAUUUUGAAGUAGAAAUUAUUAGAUCAAGAAAGAUAAGCAAGAGUGAUUCUUGAAUCAUCUCUUAAAGAUCAAUAACACUAACAUUAAAGGGAUUAAGAGACAUUGAAAUCAUACUAUCAAACAUAAAUUAUUAAUCUAGAAAAAGAAAUUAAUGAUUUGAAGGGAAUUAUCGAACAUAAAAAUUAAUAAAUCUAAAUCUAAAUUGAGGAAAAGAAUUUACAAAGAUAACAAUUAGAAUAAUUAAUUGUUGAUUUAAGAAGAGAAAUUGAAAAUUAAAAAUUAAUUACAUUUGAAUAAGAAAAAUAAAAAAAUAAUGAAAUCAACGAAUUAGAUGAUCAAUUCUAAAAAUCUACAAGUCUAUUGAAUGAAAAUAUUGAUUAAUAGAAAUUGUAAAUCUUGUUUUUGGAAGGUGAAAUUGAAAAACUUAAAGAAAUGUUAUCACAAAAAACUAAAGAUUAAGAAUCUUUAAUUGCUUAAUUUAAUUUACAUAAGAGAUAAUUAGAGGACGAUAUUAGAAGAUUGAAAGAUGAAAUUCAUUCUCUAAAACAAGAAAUAUUAUCAAUCACAAGUUCCAAAAAUUAAGAAAUUCAAGAUCUUUAAUCCAAGAAUGAUAGGGUGACAAUCCAAUAUCGAGAAAAACUCAGAUAAAGUGACAUCUCUUAAGAACAAUAAUUGUUAGAAAUUAAAAGAUUAAGAGAAACUCUAUCUGUUAAGGAGUAGGAAAAUGAAAAUCUAGCAAACCAAAGAAACCUUUUAGACAAAGAUUUAAAGAGAGCAAGAGAUGAAAUUGAAUAAUUUAAAUAGAGACAGUUAGCCUUAGAAAGAGAGAAGUUUACUUAAUUGGAAGAUUUGAAGAAUAAAUUGGAGGCUUCAAAUUCCUAUUAAAUUAGUAAUUUGAAAGCUGCUUAUAAUACUUAAAUCAGUGUAUUGACUGAGGAAAAUGUUCAUCUGAAAUAACAAAUAGAUCAGAGAAGAAUGUAUGAUUCCUCUGUUAGAAUGUGACUUUAUUAUAUAUAUUAUGAGAUUCUGAAAUUUAUAAUAUUAAAACAAA